AUGUUUGGAGCUUUAUUUUUCAGUCUUUUAUACUAUAUUGUUUAUGCAGACAAAUAUUAUACAAUUAAACCGUAUGGGGAUUCAAGUGUUUUUCCACACUAUGGUAAUUUUUCUGUCUUUGAUACAAAGUUAAAAAGACUUUCUCUUAUCGGUAAUUUUAUUUUUGAUGUACAUGAUCGUUCAAGUGUGUACUAUUUUAUUGGUGGUCCUACAGCUGUGAAUAGAAAUUUAAAUUAUAUUUAUCUGCCUAUUACUAGUGGUAAUUCUUUCAAACGUCUUCUUUUAGUCGCUUAUAAUUAUAAAAGAAAAACAUAUCAUCAAAGUCGUUGGGUGUAUAAUGAUGGUAAUUUUGGUUUUCUUUUUUACGAUCCAUUAAGAAAUCGACUUCUUGGUUUAAGAACUAAUGCUACAUUUACAUAUUAUAUUGAAGAAUAUGAUAUAGAAACAUUAGACACUGUUAAACUAUAUACACAACAAUAUGUUGGAAAGUAUGCUUUUAUUAAUGGAAGAUGUACUGCGUUUGAUUACAAUAAAAAUUGGAUUAUACAAGUACGAACUCGUUUUGACAAUUCAUCUUAUAAUUCUUAUUGGAUUAAAAUGGAUUUAAAUUUAGUUGGUAAAAAAAAAGAUAUUGUUACUGAUUUUCAUCUUAUGCCACAUGCAUAUUAUUUUGUUACGAUGGCAUAUGAUAUUCAAAAGACAAAAUUGAUUCUUUGUACAUGGCAGAAUGGUUCAAGUCUGUUAGAUAUAUACAUGUUUCAUUUAGAUCCAAAGCAAAAUGGAAAAUUUCCUUAUAGAAAUCAACGUCUAAAAUUAUUAUUGAAAACUAACGGAGAACAGGUUGAAACAGUUAGAGAUGUAUGGAAUCCAGUCAAGAGAGAAGUACUUUAUUUUAUUCAAACUAAUACUGGUGCAACACUCAAAAUAAAAAGAUAUAUGUUGAGAGUUCAAUUCGAUACACGAAUAGUAUUAGAAAAGACAAUACUAACCGAUAAACAGUUACCAUUGCUUGAUUCGUGGGAAUAUUUUUACUUAUCUAAAUUUUAA
Molecule: messenger RNA, 1047 nt
Organism: Rotaria sordida
Lineage: Eukaryota; Metazoa; Rotifera; Eurotatoria; Philodinida; Philodinidae
Source: the annotation of a GenBank genome assembly